AUGAGCGACGACGCACAGUGGGAGCUUUCGAAGCCGGCCUCAUCGCCGUGGGACGAAGCGCGCGUCAUUUCCCCAGACGGAUGGGAGCGCAUGAAGAAGGGAUUAACCCCGCGGGACAUGGACGACCGUUGGGUGAUUGUCUACCUCGAGAAGGACGGCGAGGAGAGCGUCGUGUUUGCCCGGAGUUGGACCAGAUUCACGCUGGGCAAGAUCACGGUCGCGCCCGCAGGGGAUGAUGGCAAGAGCCGUCGGAUAACGAAGUUUACGUGGGAAACAGACAAGGAGCGGUGGAAUGUCGAGGACCCAGAGACGGAGGCCAGGAAUUUGGUUGUGAGGUUCUCAAGCGGGGUUUUCCAGGUUGACUUGGCGGAUCAGCCGCCCUCCGAAUGGGAUUGA
Molecule: messenger RNA, 396 nt
Organism: Colletotrichum orchidophilum
Lineage: Eukaryota; Fungi; Ascomycota; Sordariomycetes; Glomerellales; Glomerellaceae
Exons: 1
Coding region: 1-396 (131 amino acids)
Source: RefSeq, a predicted model, not a curated record